CAGGCGGUCGCCAGCGGCCGGGUCUUGGUCUUUUGCGCGCGCGCGCGCGGGAGCGGCCCUCCCGUGAGGCCUUGCAAGGCUGGGCGGCGGCGGCGGGCUUCUGAGGGGUGCCAGCCGAGCUUCCUGAGGUUGGUCGUGUCUGACUUUGCUUCCCUGCGUGAAUGCGGCUGCUGACUGAGUCGUUCAGGAUCUUAUGAAAAUGGAAAAUUAUGAGGCAUUUGUAGGCUUUGACCUUUGUAAGAUACCACUCUCCAGUGUUGCACAGAAGAUUAUGUCUGCUAUGCAUUCAGGUGAUUUAGUGGAAUCUGAGAAUUGGAGAGAGAGUGAAAAGACUGCAGAUGUGGUAGACAAAUCCAGUGUUAAAUAUUCAGUACUACUUGAAGAUGGAAAGAACCAAUCACUGGGAAAAAAGAAUCUUAAUUUUCUUACGAGCCAGCCAUCAGGAGUUUCCAUCAAGUUCUGUCCUCAGUCCUCUAGUAUCAGAGUCACAGAUCAACUGUCUGCUGAGCAAAACCAGAAGGGUAUCAGCUCAUCGGCUCCUUCAAGGUGUUCAGUUCCACAGUGUGACCAACAGACUUCAGUUCUGCAGCAAAUGGAACGUAAAAGAAAACACCUACCAAAGGAACACAUAACUAAUGAAAACAACAGAGAAAGCAUGAAUCUUACAGGAAAACACAUCUCAUGUAAUCAUUCAUCUGCAAAAACAAGUAAACUGGUGAUAUUGGAAGAAGAUGCUGGUGAGGUUGAAACCUACCUCAAUUUCAGGAACUCACAGGCAUUCAAAACUGAUUUUUGUGACAUUAGACAUUUGGAUGCUUUGGAGAAAAGCCAGCUGAUUGAAAUGCUCAAACAGGCAGCCACCGUGGUGGUAACUCUGAUGUAUAAGGAUGGCUCCACCCAGCUGAGAGCUGACCAGGCUCUGGUUUCCUCUGUUAAAGGCAUUGUGAUGUUACUGAGGAGCUAUCCAGAGGAAGACAGCAGUCCUCUGGCUGCCCCAGCCUCUGACAGUGUUCCGGAGGACAUGCCCAGUGAUCAGUGUAUCUACAUAAAAACUGAGCACUCCUCUAUCUGGGGCCAAGAGCAAGAGGCACAUCAUCAAUUUGCCAAGAACGUGCUGCUUGAAGUCCUGAAACGUAAACGCCCCAUUACUUGUUUUAACGCAAAGGAUUUUGUGAGAACAGUGCUGCAGUUUUUUGGUGACGAUGGCAGUUGGAAGUGUGUUGCUGACUUUGUAGGGCUAGAUCCCAGAAUUGCUGCGUGGCUUAUAGAUCCUAGUGAUGUUGCACCCUCUUUUGAAGAUUUAGUGGCAAAGUACCUAGGAAACCCCACCACACUUACAGUCAACAGCGUGGAUGGAAAUUCCUCAAGAAAGACUGUGAAUCAGGCUGUCCGUGCGAACCUGAGGGUACUCCACAGACUGACGAUGCACCUCUGCUCCCAGCUAAAGGCUUGUGGUUUAUGGCAGCUCUUCUGGACUUUGGAGCUUCCUCUGAUACCGAUUUUGGCAGUGAUGGAAACCCACCGCAUUCGGGUGAACAAGGAGGAGAUGGAGCGGACGUCAGCGCUUCUCGGGUCUCGUCUCAAGGAACUGGAGAAAGAAGCCCAUUUUGUUGCAGGAGAACGGUUUCUUAUCACAAGUAAUCAUCAGCUUCGAGAGAUCCUGUUUGGCAAGCUGCAGCUGCACCUGCUGUGCCCACAGGACGCGCUCCCCGUGACGGGGCUGCGGAGACUACCGUCCACGUCGGAAGCCGUGAGGCCCUUGCUGCUGACGCACCACAUCCAGGCAGAAGGGUCUUGGAAAGCCAGAGAAGUCACGGUGCUGCUCUGCCUUCAGCUCUCCACGGCACUCAGAAAAGACCCCAGCUCUCAAGUGUGUCCACCGCCCACACCCGCGGGUCGGGGCCCAGUCCUUCCUUCUCCCCCCCGACGCCACACUCCCAGCACCACCAAGCACACUUCCCACAAGCUCCCUCCUCAGGCAGGAGGCUCCCGGCCUCCAAAUGUGGGUUUUGCUCAGCUGGCUUCUGACUGUCAGCUUAAGCACUGCUUCCAGAAAGACCUCCUUGUCACAGAUGACUCUGAGGCCCCCGAUUGCAACCUCUUCCUUCACCUUGAUUUGUUUUCUGCCUAUAACUUACCAAAAUGCUGGAGAAGCUGUGGAGAGAAGGGAACCCUCCUAUACUGCUGGUGGGAAUGUAAACAGAUGCAGCUACAAUGGAAAACUGUAUGAAGGUUCCUUAAAAACCUAAAAAUAGAACUACCAUAUGAUGCAGCAAUCCCACUCCUGGGCGUAUACCUGGAGCAAAGCGUAAUUGGAAAAGAUACAUGCACUGUGGUAUUCACUGUAACACUAUUCACAGUAGCCAAGACAUGGAGAGAGAUACCCUAAAUGUCCAUCCACAGAGGAAUGGGAAAAGAUGAUGUGGUCCAUAUACACAGUGGGAUAUUACUCAACCAUAAAAAAGAGCAAAUGGGGACUUCCCUGCUAGCCCUUGUGGUUAAGACUCCUGGCUUCCACUGCAGGGGGCAUGGGUUUGAUCCCUGGUUGGGGUGCUAAGGUCCCACAUGCCGUGUGGAGCAGCCAAAAAAUAAAAAAAUUAAAAUAUGCAGAAGUCAUUAAAAGAAUUUUUUUAGAAAAGAAUGAAUGAAAUAAUACCAUUUGGAGCAACAUAGAUGGACCUAGAGAUUAUCAUACUAAUUGAUGACAGUCAGAUAGAAAAAGACAAAUGUCAUAUCACUCAUAUGUGGAACCUAGUUUUUUUUAAAUGAUACAAAUGAACUUAUUUACAAAACAGAAACAGACUUACAGAUAUUGAAAACACAUUUAUGGUUACCAAAGGGGAAAGGGUCACAAGCGAGGAAUAAAUCAGGACUUGGGUUGAAUAUAUAUGUUCUACUAUAAAUAACAUGGCAUCCGGUCCCAUCACUUCAUGGCAAAUAGAUGGGGAAACAAUGGAAAUAGUGAGAGACUAUUUUGGGGGACUGCAAAAUCACUGCAGAUGGUGACUGCAGCCUUGAAAUUAAAACAUGCUUGCUCUUUGGAAGAAAAGCUAUGACCAACCUAGACAGCAUAUUAAAAAGCAGAGACAUUACUUUGCUGACACAGGUCCGUCUAGUCAAAGCUAUGGUUUUUCCAAUAGUCAUGUAUGGAUGUGAGAGUUGGACCAUAAAGAAAGCUGAGCGCCAAAGAAUUGAUGCUUUUGAACUGUGGUGUUGGAGAAGACUCUUGAGAGUCCCUUGGACUGCAAGGAGAUCCAGCCAGUCCAUCCUAAAGGAAAUUGGUCCUGAAUAUUCAUUGGAAGGACUGAUGCUGAAGCUGAAACUCCAGUACUUUGGCCACCUGAUGUGAAGAACCAACUCAUUGGAAAAGACCCUGAUUCUGGGAAAGAUUGAAGGCGGGAGGAGAAGGGGACGACAGAGGGUGAGAUGGUUGGAUGGCAUCACUGAUGCAGUGGACAUGAGUUUGAGUAAACUCCAGGAGUUGGUGAUGGACAGGGAAGCCUGGCGUGCUGCGGUCCAUGGGGUCGCAAAGAGUCGAACAUAACUGAGUGACUGAACUGAUAUAUAACACUGGAGAAGGAAAUGGCAACCGACUCCAGUAUUCUUGCCUGGAGAAUUCCAUGGACAGAGAAGUCUGGUGGGCUGCAGCCCAUGGGGUCACAGAGAAUUGGACAUAACUGACUGGACACAUAUAUAACAUAGAUAACCAACUAGGAACUACUGUAUGCAGCACAGUAUACAGGGGAUACUGUGUAUCCUGGGAUAACCUAUAUGAGAAAAGAAUCUAAAAAAGAAGAAAUAUAUGUGUGUGAAUAACCAAAUUACUUUGCUGUACACGUGAAUCUAAUGCAACACUGUAAGUCAACUA
Dama dama (fallow deer) is the source of this 3868-nucleotide messenger RNA. RefSeq names its product HAUS augmin like complex subunit 3 (gene HAUS3). NCBI's taxonomy places the organism in Eukaryota, Metazoa, Chordata, Mammalia, Artiodactyla, Cervidae. The coding region runs from base 194 to 2230 and encodes 678 amino acids. Gene Ontology annotation, molecular function: DNA binding; DNA-directed DNA polymerase activity. Gene Ontology annotation, biological process: centrosome cycle; spindle assembly; double-strand break repair. The record is from RefSeq and is a predicted model, not a curated record. The transcript has 14 exons. Gene Ontology annotation, cellular component: centrosome; mitotic spindle; HAUS complex.